AUGGUGGUAUCAGCUUAUUUUAUGCAAAUUAUGACAUCUAGUACUAUGAUUCUAAGCGGAAAAACUGAGUGGCUUGCAGCAAAUUCUGUAAUAAACUCGUUUGGUUUAAUUUUAUUAAUUGCUUUAAUUGUAGUUUUUUAUACUCUGACUGGCAAAGGAAGAAAGCCAAUUUAUGACGAAGAAGUAGAAGAAAAGACAGUGAUUAAAAUUGAUCCAAAACUAUAUCAGCAUCCAAUUGAUGUUUUAAUUCUAAAUUUAGAUAAUAGUGUAUAA
This is a messenger RNA of Blepharisma stoltei, 273 nucleotides long. The record is from the annotation of a GenBank genome assembly. NCBI's taxonomy places the organism in Eukaryota, Ciliophora, Heterotrichea, Heterotrichida, Blepharismidae.